CGAAGGUUCUUCGUAAAAGGAACCACCGACGGCCUUAUUCUACUCCCUAACGCUCAGUGUCUUGUUGAUCAAUGACGAUUAGGAUAUUCAAGACCGAAGAGAAAUAUUUGCGUUUACAACAAAUUAUUGUCAAACCGAAAAAGUGUGCGAAGAGAGGCAGCCAGCCGGCUUCUACCACAGCCAGCACAGCACACUCAUGCAUAUAUCUAACUCGCGUACAUGAACUGAACUUUUACUUUACUCACAAUGGCAUUGCCACAACCGAUGAUCCGGAUGGCUUCAGAACAACAGCCCAUCGACAAGAGACACGUCUUAUUUUACCCCUCUCAAUGAGUAAAUGGGCCCAGACCUCUCAGUAAGGGUCUUUGAUAGAUACAUACAAUACGAUAUGUAUGUAGAGGCACACAUGACAUGACAUCAGCUCGAGCUAGAUUCAAUCACACGCGACGCGGCAGGGCCAUACGGAUAACAACCGUUUUGGCACUAGGAAGUAACCUAGUGCGAAGCCUGAGCCUGUGAGGGUGUUGCGGCAGCUGUAAGGCGUUUCUACAGCGCACUCGAGAAUGUCUGUCUAGUCGGGUCGGGUGACAGGGCCAGACAUGGAAGGGGAAGGGCCUGAUUAUCAGUUGCUGCAGCGUGUGGGCUUCACCGCUGCAGAGGCGGGUUGGUGGUGGUGGUGGGUGGUCCGAGGUUGUUCUCGUCAGAUUCUGGAAGAGUCAAGAGUCAGAGUCGAGGGUGAGUGAAUCUUGUUUUGGUGCAGACGACCACAAUGAUCAAGGCGAAGUAAGUACCGCGGAUCAGUUUCCUUUAAGAGAAUACAGUACACCCUCGUCUCGGUUACCAGCUGUAUGUACUCUACAGUAGCUGUAUCUUGCCGGGUCGUCCAAUGCCUGUAGUCCAGCCCUGUCAAACUUGUCAAGCCUGUUGGAGUCUGUGUUCUGUUACUGUUGAUACCAGAAAAGUUGCAGGUUGCAGGUUGCAGAAUCCCAGUUUUUGAUCAUCCCUGCCUAUCCCCAACCCUUUUUUCUUCCCUUUCUUCCCUUCGACCCAUGACGUGGAGUAUCUCAUCCACCUCGUGGUCCUCUUGAUUGGACUUCCACUCUAACCUGCAGCUUGGAAGCCACUUUUGGCCAGGGAAGCGGUAAGGCCUUGACUGUGUCUGUCUCGGCUUUACUACGUACAUAAUUACGACUGACUGACUUGACUUGGCUGACUUGACUCGACUUUACUUAUGUACCUUACCUUACCCUGACUGAACUCUCCCUCUCUCCCUCUGCGCAGCUUGCACGAUUCGCAUUUGCUUUUUCCUACACAUACAUACAUAACUUCGUCAUAUAACAUACCUCACAUAUCUCUCCCAUGUUUGUCUUCCAUGGCUGCGAAAUCCCCAGAAUUCACCAACCAACGUGACCUAUAUCAACCAAGAUACGCUUAACACCCACACGAGUUUCAAUUCACCUCAAAUUCUCACCCCAAGCGCCCUUGACGACGAUCCACGCUUGUCACUCACCUUGCAUUCUAACUAAAUGCUACAUCCUGAAACCGCGGCUCUCAACACCAAUUUAUGUUCACCGCCCGCCAUGGACAAUACUCUCACAAGAAGUCACAGUUUGAAGCCUCCCAGGCGCAAACUCCAAAAACCUGACCCGAAACUCAAAAGCCUCAACAAAGCUAAGCGCGGUUCUACCGACUCGACCAUGUCUAGCCUCAGCCCUCAGAGCACUAUGUCUUCACCGUCGCAACGGCAAAUUCAGAACGGCGCUCCCGAUUUGAGCGAUUCAAAAUGGGAUCAUUAUCUUCGGCCAAAGACCGUCUUUGUGCCCUCAUUUUCAGAGCCCGAGGACCAUCUUCAGCCAGAGAUCAAUUCACCAUAUGAACCUCCUCAGCAACACCAACAGCACCAUCAGUACCAACAUGAGCCUGAACCCGAGCCGCCGAGGGCGUUCUUCAGUUCCCCCCCCACGAAGACAGUCUUCUCAGCGCCAAAUCCCGGAAUUCCACCAUUUGACCCUCCAGGAUCACCAUCCGCGACCAUCAUUGGACAGCUCUUCUCUCCCUUCGACCGCAUCAACUACCUCGACAUCAUCUAUUAUGCGACGCCAGGCCAAAACACCCGUCUUUCGAAUCGGACAACUAGAACAGCAUGCACUUGCGCGCAAGGCGAAGGAUGUGCCGGAAAAGACAUCGAGUGCUGAAUUGAUCGCUGAUCAAUAUAAUGCUGUUCUCGAGUCGAGAGAUGGUCCCCCAGCGCUGGACUCACAAUUACCAUCACGGGCAUCGACAUAUUCAUUCGACGAUACCCCUCUUCAAAUAUCCCCCCACGGAGUCAAGCGACAGAGUUUACGGUCCUCAAAUACGUAUUCAUCCAUGACGGCUAUACCCCGUCAGCUGAGGCCCAGACUCAGGUCAGCAGCGACUCAUGAUACGAAUGUGGCUGCGGUUGAAGGAGACACUAUUUACUUCAAGCCAUAUUCAUUCUCACCACCGCCAUCUCCCGAUCAGACCCCCGGAACACCACGAGGUUCUUGGACAGAUGAAUUCCGACCACCUUCAUCAUCGGGGCACUCAUUCCAGGAAAAUAUCAGCCUUCAAAUAGCGCUCGAUCUCCUCACAAGCGAACUUUCAUCGGUUGUGUCAGGCCGACCACAGCGAAACGGACAAGAUACCGCAGCACUGCAGGUCUGGGUUAUGAUCGAGGCAUACGAGAGGCUACGCGAUCAACUAACACGACAACAAUCAUCAAACGCGGAGGCACAAAAAGUGGCAACCAUGUUCGACUGCUGGUUGGCCUCCCUUUACUCGAUCCAUUCCUCCCUCACAGAGAGCACAUUGCCCAGUCCCACAGAAUAUGCAGGACUAGAAGAAGAUUUGGAUUAGACUUGAGACAGACAUGAUGUACACGAGGACAUGUGUACGCAAAUAACGAAACAUUAUGGUUACUGGCGUUAUGGGCGCGGCCAGGGGGAAUAGCCUGGCAUUGGAUAGGAUAAGAUAGGACAUGACAGGACCAGGCAAAAGCGGCUGGAGCUGCAGAUGGGAUAGGAUAGGAUUGGUUGGGAGAUACCUGGAGGAACUUGUUUUUUAGUUACUGCACUUUGAAUUUACCCUGAUCAAUUGAGUUUUGGUGCGUAUCGUUG
Molecule: messenger RNA, 3137 nt
Organism: Fusarium verticillioides 7600
Lineage: Eukaryota; Fungi; Ascomycota; Sordariomycetes; Hypocreales; Nectriaceae
Exons: 1
Coding region: 1873-2877 (334 amino acids)
Source: RefSeq, a predicted model, not a curated record